Molecule: messenger RNA, 1712 nt
Organism: Papaver somniferum (opium poppy)
Lineage: Eukaryota; Viridiplantae; Streptophyta; Magnoliopsida; Ranunculales; Papaveraceae
Product: putative transferase At1g60990, chloroplastic
Exons: 12
Coding region: 25-1452 (475 amino acids)
Biological process (GO): glycine decarboxylation via glycine cleavage system
Cellular component (GO): mitochondrion
Molecular function (GO): aminomethyltransferase activity; protein binding
Source: RefSeq, a predicted model, not a curated record
AAUCACUGGUAGAGAUUAAAAUUGAUGCACAAAAUUGGACUCCCACGGUUCCACCAGGCCCCUCUUCUCUACGUUAUCCAAAAAGAAAAAAGAGUAAACUCCAGUUCUUGUUUUUUUGUUCUGAAGCUUACCCCUGUUCAUAAAGAAGUGCUUUCCACCAUGGCUGCUAGUUCUACUAUCUCUAGCAAUGUCUUUUCCUUUUCUCAAGCAGCAACUAAGAAGAAGAAUUGUUAUUCUCAAUCUCAUCAUCCCUUUUCAAUUAAUGCUUUCCGCAAUCAAAACCCCUCCUUCAUUUCCACCACCACAAGUUUACGCAACAGAUUUUCGCAGUGGUCUACGUCUGCUUCUUCACGUUUUGAAUUUGAUCUUUCCCCUCCACCAAUCGACCAUGACCUCCUUGAUACAAUGGAGGAUUUGGGGGCAACAAUUUCAGAAGAUGGAACAGUUGAAACAUUCGACAAUGAUGAUGAGGCUUUCAAUGCCGCCACCGAUAAUGGGGUUGCUGUUGUGGACCUUACACAUUUUGGUCGCAUAAGAGUGACUGGAGAAGACCGAAUUCAGUUUCUCCACAACCAGACCACAGCAAAUUUUGAGUCCUUACGUGAAGGACAGGGAUGCGACACGGUUUUUGUCACUCCAACAGCUCGAACAAUUGACAUUAGCCAUGCUUGGAUUAUGAAAAAUGCGAUAACAAUGGUGGUCUCCCCAGAAACUUGUCACAGCAUAAUAGAAAUGCUCACAAAGUAUAUAUUUUUUGCCGACAAGGUCGAAAUUCAUGAUAUCACUAAGCAAACGUGCUUUUUUACACUCAUCGGGCCCAAGUGCAACCAGCUCAUGGAAGAUUUAAAUCUUGGAGAUCUUGUUGGACAACCCUAUGGAACACACCGACAUUACACUGUGAAUGGAAUGCCGAUAACUGUAGGAGUUGGCAAUCUUAUCUCCGAAGAUGGGUUUUCUUUGUUAUCCUCUCCAGCUGCUGCUGAAUCAGUCUGGAAAACUCUUCUAAGCCUUGGUGCAACACCGAUGGGAGCUAAUGGAUGGGAACGAUUAAGAAUUUCUCAAGGUAGACCAGCUCCAGAAAAGGAACUGACUGAUGAGUUCAAUGCCCUUGAGGCUGGGCUUUGGAAUGCAGUUUCUCUAAACAAAGGAUGUUAUAAAGGGCAAGAAACGAUAGCAAGGCUUGUCACUUAUGAUGGUGUGAAGCAGAAAUUGUGGGGACUUCAUCUAUCUGCUCCAGCGAUACCAGGCAGCCUCAUAACUGUAGAUGGGAAAAAGGUGGGCAAGCUGACAAGUUACACAACAGGAGGAAAGGAAUCCAAGCAUUUUGGACUUGGAUAUAUCAAGAGGCAAGGAGCUUCAGCUGGAGACGAAGUCAAUGUUGGUGAAGAAGUUGUUGGUACAGUUGUCGAAGUUCCUUUUCUUGCAAGACAGACUCCUUUAACAAAGGCAUAACUAAUUGUUACUCUGUAAUGACAUGAAUAGUGAAGCUUCCAUGUCUAAAUCUCUGUGGAUUAUGUAGUCUUUCCCGUGUAGAUGUAUAUUAGAAGAGUUGAAUUUCACUUGUGACAUCUAGGGGAACCCUACCUGUCCUCAAGGGACAUUUUGUAGUGAAGAGAUGGCUUCAUUAGGGCCAAAGAGGGUGUGUAGUUCAGAAAUUCAUCCCACAUAAAAACCCGUGGGAGUAUUUUUAUUUGGAUAUAUAAUAAGACAUG